AUUCCUGGCAUGUUUGAUGACUACAGCUAUGAUUCCACUGCUUCCACAGACGACUACAUGAAUUUGAACUUCAGUAGCUUCUUCUGUAAGAAAAACAAUGUAAGGCAGUUUGCGAGUCAUUUCCUUCCACCUCUGUACUGGCUUGUGUUCGUUGUGGGUACCGUGGGCAACAGCCUGGUCAUCCUUGUCUACUGGUACUGCACAAGAGUGAAGACCAUGACUGACAUGUUCCUUUUGAAUUUGGCCAUUGCUGAUCUGCUCUUUCUCGCCACUCUUCCCUUCUGGGCCAUUGCUGCUGCUGGUCAGUGGAUGUUCCAGACCUUCAUGUGCAAGGUUGUGAACAGCAUGUACAAGAUGAACUUCUACAGCUGUGUGCUACUCAUCAUGUGCAUCAGUGUGGACAGAUACAUUGCCAUUGUACAGGCCAUGAAGGCUCAGGUCUGGAGGCAGAAAAGGCUGCUGUACAGCAAGAUGGUCUGCAUUACCAUCUGGGUGAUGGCAGCUGUACUCUGCACCCCAGAAAUCCUGUACAGUCAAAUCAGUGGGGAAUCUGGCAUUGCCAUAUGUACCAUGGUCUACCCUAAGGAUAAGAAUGCCAAGCUAAAGUCUGCUGUUUUGAUCCUGAAGGUCACCUUGGGGUUUUUCCUCCCCUUCAUGGUCAUGGCUUUCUGUUACACCAUCAUCAUUCAUACCUUGGUACAGGCCAAGAAGUCAUCCAAGCACAAAGCCCUCAAGGUGACCAUCACUGUUCUCACUGUCUUCAUUAUGUCUCAGUUCCCCUACAAUUGCAUUCUGGUAGUGCAGGCUGUUGAUGCCUACACCAUGUUCAUCUCCAACUGCACUAUUUCCACCAACAUUGACAUCUGCUUCCAGGUUACUCAGACUAUUGCAUUCUUCCACAGUUGCCUGAACCCAGUUCUCUAUGUUUUUGUGGGUGAGAGAUUCCGCAGGGAUCUGGUAAAGACCCUGAAGAACCUGGGAUGCAUUAGCCAGGCCCAGUGGGUUUCAUUCACAAGGAGAGAGGGUAGCUUGAAGCUUUCUUCUAUGCUACUGGAGACAACUUCUGGAGCUCUCUCCCUGUGAGAGAACUUCUCACUGGGCAUAUGGUCCUUUUUGGAAAUAAUGAGAUAUAUAGACACAGCAUAAUCUAAAGAGACAGCAAACAGAAAGAAAACGGGGGGCUGGGGGAGGCAGGAAAAAACGAAACAAACAACUGGAAUGAACCUAAACAACUUUAUCAAGUUCAGUUAGAAUCUACCAAAAGUUUCCAAAACUGACCACCCCAGAACGGCACCAGCUGGUUUUUGGUCAUAGUAACUGUAGUUCUGGGGAGGAUACUUGAGCAGCAGUGAGGACACUCCAGCUUUGCACAGGCUGAUAAUCAGUGCAGCUAGGUUUUGGAGGCAUUGAGUUUCUUCAGUGCUCCAAGUUUCUGUUACUUCAGAUCUGGUGCUACUCCUCUCCAGAGGUGACAGAGCACUGGCUGCCACCAUACCCCCUCCCCCUCACCAAAAGCUUAGUGACAUCCACCUCAGGAUCUUUUCUUUAUAGUCCUACUGGUGGAAAGACUGUGUUUGUAUGUCUCAUUACCUAUAGUUUUGUUUUUGUUUUUGUUUUUGUUUUUUUUAAAUCUAGAACACACUGAAACAUUCUGAGGCUGAAUGCCAUUCUGAUCUCCUUGGUCUCUUCUGAGCCAGGGAGAAUCACUGUUCCUCGUUUGAAGCCAUCUGUAAGGUUGGUCAGCCCAUGUAUAGCUGACCACAUCACAUUACCUGGAUUCUUGCUCCCAGUCCACUUCUGUGUCAGGCAGAAGAUGCCAUGUCCAAACCUCACUGCAAGCACAAACUAGGAAAGGAUCUAGCCUGUUCCUGGGUGUGGUGAAAGUGGCCCUCACAGAAUUAAGCCGGAGAAUAUGUUGGGAUGGUGGGGACCUAGCCUUUGGGACUUCCUCAGGGAAGAGGCACUUGCUGCCGGUUUUCCCAUCUUUUUCCUACCAGUGACCUUCUGAGGCUCCCAGAAGGGUGUCUGCCUCCCUGCUGCCUCCCCUUUCCUUACUUUGUAGUCUCAACAGUUUACAACCUUUUAAUGUUAGAUUAAGAAGAAUGGGUGGGUUGGGCAUGAUAGUGUACACCUUUUAUCCCAGCAGAGGCAGGGUGAUCUCUGUGAGUUGGAGGCCAGCCUGGUCUACAGAUGGAGUCCAGGAGAUUCAGGGCUGCUUACGCAGAGAAAUCUCAUCAUGAAAAACAAACAAACAAAAAGUAAAAAAAGGGUCGAAAAGAUGGCUCAAUGGUUAAGAGCACUGACUGCUCUUCCCGAGGUCCAGGGUUCAAUUCCCAACACCUACAUGGCAGCUCACAACUGUCUGUAACUUCAGUUGCAGAGGAUCUGAUACUCUCACACAGACACACAUGCAGGCAAAGCACCAAUGCACAUGAAAUAAAAAUAAAAAAGAAAAAUAUGUAAUAUAAUUUACUUUCCACCUAUGUUUUUAAUUACGUGAUAAUGUUCUCACAUUGGAAAAAUUAUUGCAUAUCUUUAAAAUGUGUUUUAUGAUGUAUAUUUACAAAUGUUCGUCACUUGCUAUUUGGUUUCCCAUUUCUUAAUAUUGUAGUUGUGAACAAUUAAAGAUUAGAUACAGAAAUACAGUAAUUGUAUAAAGGUAAGACUGGUAAACCUUUACCCUACCAA
Messenger RNA from Rattus rattus (black rat), 2688 nucleotides. RefSeq names its product C-C motif chemokine receptor 9 (gene Ccr9). Gene Ontology annotation, biological process: G protein-coupled receptor signaling pathway; immune response; chemotaxis. Gene Ontology annotation, cellular component: membrane. Lineage: Eukaryota; Metazoa; Chordata; Mammalia; Rodentia; Muridae. The record is from RefSeq and is a predicted model, not a curated record. Bases 10 to 1083 code for a protein of 357 amino acids. The transcript has a single exon. Gene Ontology annotation, molecular function: C-C chemokine receptor activity.